AUGAGAAUCUCGGAUCUCCUGCUGUGCAGAUGGACUUGUCGGAAUUGCUGCCAGAAAUGUUACGAGUGCAGCUGUUGCCAGUCCAAUGAAGAUGAAGUGGAAAUCCUGGGGCCUUUUCCAGCGCAAACCCCUCCCUGGUUAUUAAGCAAUCGAAGUGAUGACAAAGAUGGCAGCUCGGAUAACCCAACAAGUGAACCACCACCAACCCCUCAGGAUGUUUCCCUGGACAGAAGACGGUCGUCCACUGAUAACUCCCGUUCCACUUAUAGCCUUACAAGACGAAUUUCUAGUCUGGAAUUGAGGAGACCAAGUUCUCCACUCGUUGAUAUUAAGCCCAUUGAGUUUGGAAUUCUAGGCUCUAAAAAGGAAAUUGUCCAGCCAAGCAUCCUGAGGAAAACUUACACCCCAGAUGACUAUUUUAGGAAAUUUGAGCCAAGACUAUAUUCCCUUGACUCAAAUAGCGAUGACAUGGAUUCCUUGACUGAUGAGGAGAUCUUAGCCAAGUACCAGCUGGGGAUGCUGCAUUUUAGCACUCAGUAUGAUCUCUUGCACAACUAUCUCAUUGUUCGGGUCAUUGAGGCCAAGGACCUGCCUCCCCCCAUCUCCUAUGAUGGCUCCAGGCAAGAUAUGGCCCAUUCAAAUCCGUAUGUGAAGAUCUGUCUCCUUCCAGACCAGAAGAACUCCAAGCAGACAGGAGUCAAACGCAAAACCCAAAACCCCGUCUUUGAAGAGAGAUACAUGUUUGACAUCCCAUUUUUGGAAGCCCAGAGAAGGACUCUGCUCUUGACAGUUGUGGAUUUUGACAAAUUUUCACGCCAUUGUGUCAUCGGGAAAGUGUCCAUGCCAUUGAGUGAGGUGGACCUUGUGAAGGGUGGCCAUUGGUGGAAAGCUCUGGUUCCAAGUUCUCAGAAUGAAGUUGAGCUGGGAGAACUCUUGCUCUCCUUAAACUACCUUCCCAGUGCAGGAAGACUGAAUGUCGACAUUAUUAGAGCAAAACAGUUACUCCAGACUGAUAUGAGCCAAGGUUCAGAUCCUUUUGUGAAAAUCCAGCUUGUUCAUGGGUUAAAACUGGCAAAAACAAAGAAGACUUCUUGUAUGAAGGCCACCAUUGACCCCUUCUACAACGAGUCCUUCAGCUUCAAGGUUGCACAAGAAGAACUUGAAAAUACUAGCCUGGUUUUCACAGUCUAUGGCCACAAUGUGAAAAGCAGCAACGACUUCAUUGGGAGAAUUGUGAUCGGCCAGUAUUCGACGGGCUCCCCAGAAUCCAAGCACUGGCGGCGGAUGCUGACGUCUCACCGCACCGCCACUGAGCAAUGGCACAGCCUUCGCUCGCGAGCCGAGUGUGACCGCGUCUCGCCAGCUUCCCUGGAGGUGACGUGAGCCAUCCACCCCGCUCCAGAGGCCUGUCUGACCAGUUCCCUACAUACACACCGUCCAAAUUCAUUGCCUUUGGAUUGACUGUCAACAACCGUUGGCAGCCAAACAUCUGCCACUGAUCACUGAGUUUCGGCCGUCUUCAAUUCCCACCUCCCUCCUUUAGUUUUCUCAGGUUCACCAACCAGGGAACGGUUUGCCUUAGUGGACGCACCCCUAUCCAGGAUGCUGCUGUUGCUGUCAAGGAAGUGUGGGCUUUCUGAGAGAUGCCCAUGGAUUGAAGGCCUCCUUUGGUUGCCACCUGGCAUUAUCAUCUAGGGCAGAUCAUUAGCCAUGAAAAUGCUGGGCUACCUGGACGUUUUUCUGUCCCCAUUGCUCCACCAUAACUCUCCAUUCCUACGAUCCGUGGUCUUAGACGAUGUCCAUUCCCCAUGUGCUCUCUUUGGUGAAUGUCUGGUAAACCAGCUAGAAGUUAUGACAGUAUUUUAGCAGUAGAGUGUAGGGCGAAAUCUGUUGUGUCUAAAUCCCGCCUUUUGUUCUUGUACUGGCUUAACAAAAUAUCACGUGUGCUUCUGUGUCUGAAAUGGUGCAUGUGGGUGAUGGGCAGCCGAGGCCAAAGCCUGUUUCCCACACCCACUCUUGUUUGUCUCACAUUUUAUCUGAUGGAUUCCAUAUUACGGUCUACUUUCAACUGCUGGAACUACUGCCGUGGAGUGGAACGGGGGAGCCACAUGGUUUCGGUGGAGGAAACGUCCUCUGUGGGUAGGAAGGAAGGACAGGAAAAUGUGUGAUGAAGCAGUGGAAGAAUUCGGUCUGUGACUUGGAAAUGUAUAUUUCACACCUGCAUCUUGACUACACCUGUAUGACCAUGA
Molecule: messenger RNA, 2249 nt
Organism: Candoia aspera
Lineage: Eukaryota; Metazoa; Chordata; Lepidosauria; Squamata; Candoiidae
Gene: SYT17
Product: synaptotagmin 17
Exons: 7
Coding region: 1-1383 (460 amino acids)
Biological process (GO): synaptic vesicle endocytosis; regulation of dopamine secretion; regulation of calcium ion-dependent exocytosis
Cellular component (GO): exocytic vesicle; plasma membrane
Molecular function (GO): syntaxin binding; calcium ion binding; clathrin binding
Source: RefSeq, a predicted model, not a curated record